CCCCUUCUCAGCCCGCUCUCGUCGCGGGCUACACGACACGUAUUUUCCAAUAAAUAAGAGGAGGGGGCCGACCUAUCCUCACAGCCACGUCAGCAACGAGGGUGACGGGGUAGAUGUGGCCACGUGUGCGUGUAUUGCUUGGCCAGUGUAAGAUAGGCAGCAAUGUCGGCAAAGGAAAAUGAGAAUAUGGCGGGAGAUGACGUGGGCGCUGGGAAUGGCGGCACAAAGCGGAACCAUUCGCUGAAGACUUGUUUUGGAGAGAGACCAAAAGAGAGCGGAUACAUUAAUAAACCCAGAAGAGGCGUACACGAGUCGGCGACGGCCCGCCCAACUUGAGAGGAGGAUGUAGCCGCACACUGAGCGGUGGCGCACUGCUCUGCUCUAUUUAUGGUGAGAGAUAAGAGAGAGGUGGCGUUUUUGUUAAAAGGAACAAGACAGUAGAGGUUCGUUUCUGUUUGGAUGGGAUAGGUGAGAGACGAUUAGAGAGAGGGUAAACCCCAAUAGACAGGGCUAGGCGGUGUUGUUGGUAUUGGUGGUUCUUCUGGGGUUUAACAGGAGGUCGGUCAUUUAAAGACAAAAAGAUUGUUAUGGAUGAAGAAAACUCGUGCUCGGCUUCGGCUUCCGCUUCGGUUUGGAAAGAGUCGGAGUCUAUGAUGGAGCUGCAACAACAAAAACACAAGGGAAAGAAGCGAAGCAGUAGUCUUGGCAAAGAAGCUGUUAAAAACGAGAGCGAGAGGCGGCAAUACAGGGGAAUCAGGAUGAGGACGUGGGGUAAGUGGGUGGCCGAGAUUAGAGAACCCAAGAAGCGGUCCCGGAUAUGGCUCGGCUCCUACUCUACCCCCAUAGCAGCUGCGAUGGCCUAUGAUACUGCAGUCUUCUAUCUAAGAGGUCCUUCGGCUCAGCGCAAUUUCCCCGAAUUUGCGACCGAGGAGGACUGCCUGUCUGACAUGUCUGCAGACUCAAUAAGGAAGAAGGCCACAGAGGUGGGAGCGAGGGUGGACGCACUUCAGCAGAACAGAACCCAUAUCUCCCGUCGUCCCAAUCUCAACCAGGAGCCGCCUCCUGAGUCUGAGGAUUGGUUUGCAUCUUGCGCUUCUUCGAGUGAGCGCAGCCAGAGGUUGAGAAUUAAAGAAUUAAGAGAAGAUAUUUGAGUGGCGUGCGUUUGAUGAGGAAGACGCGUGCAGGUGACGUCAGUUGUAGGGCGGGCCACCGGCCGGGAGCAUCCGUACCCAUUACUUAGUCCCAGUGUAGACAGCCCUGCCAAGGCCUCGCACAAGCGCUCACUCAGCCAUUCGGACCAGACGGGCUUGGGCAACAUAAAAAUAAAAAUAAAGUACAGAAAAUAUAAUAAAAAGGAAAGCCUAUUGAACAGUAAAUAAGGAAAAAGUACAAAAAAAAACCCCUCAAAAUACACUAUUUAGGUAAUUUACCCUCAUCAAAACAUUUUCUCUCAAUUUUAUUUUCACAACAAACUUUCCAUCCGGGAAUCUCUUUUUUCCACGGAAAUGCUCUUCCCACAAAACAAUUAAUUUGGCGAGAUUUAAUGUCUCAUAAGUUCUACGGCCGAAAUCGCUUUUUGCCACUUCCGGAGUGUUACCCCUAGAGCGCCUUUGUUACUGUUGAAGUGUUACCCCGGAGCGUUCGUCUUACAAGUUUUGCUGUCGUAGUGCCUUUUGCAACUGUCGGAGCCCCUUUUGCAAUUGUCGGAGCGCUAUUGUCGGAGUGCCUUUUACUACUGUCCAAACGCUAUGUUCUACAAGUUCUACUAUCGGAGUGCUGUUUUUUACAUGUUUUACUGUCGGAGUGCCUUUUGCAACUGUCGGAGCACCCUUGUAACUGUCGGAGUGUCCUUUGCUACUGUCCGAAAGUUGUGUUCCACAAGUUCUAUUGCCAGAGCGUCUUUUGUAAUUGUCGGAGUGCUACUACUGGAACGCCCUUUGCAACUGUCGAAGCACUAUUGUUGGAGUGCCCUUUGCUACUAUCGCA
Amborella trichopoda is the source of this 1986-nucleotide messenger RNA. Its product is annotated as ethylene-responsive transcription factor ERF011. Lineage: Eukaryota; Viridiplantae; Streptophyta; Magnoliopsida; Amborellales; Amborellaceae. Gene Ontology annotation, biological process: regulation of DNA-templated transcription. Gene Ontology annotation, molecular function: DNA binding; DNA-binding transcription factor activity. The record is from RefSeq and is a predicted model, not a curated record.